GAGGAGUCGCUGCGCCAAUUUUCCGAUUGCCGCAUUGGUUAGAGGACUCGUCAGACAACCGGUUUUCGCUGACAGUGUCUGGAGCAGUAGGAGACUGUCGUAAACGCAGCUAACUCUUCGCAAUCGCCAAGCGAGAAGGCUGGAACCAAAAACAAAAGUUGCUACAAUAUUUAGGUGUUUUAGAUAUCAUUUCUACAAACGUUGGGGAUACCGCGGCAGGGACGAUCUGAAGCCCUCGCUGCCACAGCCUGAGGUGUGCCAUACUGCAACGCUCGAUCGCCGCAGGUUUGAUUUUAAGGCAUCCAACGCAAGAUGCGUGUGGCCGUUAUCGGUGCGGGUUGCUGCGGCAUCACUGCCGUCAAAGCCUGUCUCGAAGAAAGCCUUGACGUCGUCUGCUUCGAGAGGGCUGCCGAUUCCGGCGGCCUAUGGUGGUACCGAGAGGAUGCGGCCGCGGGCACCGGCACUGUGAUGCGCUUCACCGUGGCCAACACCAGCAAGGAAAUGUCUUGCUACAGCGACUUUCCGCCUCCCAAAGAGGCUCCCAUCUUCAUGAAUCACAAGCAGACCUUGCGGUACAUACGAAGUUACGCCGAACAUUUUGAUGUGCCGUAUCGAAUCCGAUACCGGCACGAAGUUCUUCGUUUGGACAAGGAUGGAACCUUGAAGGUUCGGGACUUGGAAACGGGCAAGGAAUUUGAAGAGAACUUUGAUCGCGUCCUGGUAUGCACGGGUCAUCACGCCACGCCGCUAAUGCCAGAUGUCCCUGGCAUGGACAAGUACAAAGGACGGAUACUGCACUCCCAUCAGUACAAGUAUGCAGAUGAAGGGCUGCGAGGGAAGAAGGCCGUGGUGGUCGGGAUGGCUAACUCGGCUGUGGAUGUCGCCGUCAAUCUGACCUCUGUAGCAGAACAGGUCUUCCUCAGCACCAGGAGAAUCAACUGGAUUCUGCCGAUGCAUUACAAGGGCAUUCCGCUGGACGUGUACCUGUUCAACCAAAUGCGCCUAUGGUUGUACAGCUGGCUGCCAAAGUCCUACUUCGCUCGUUUAAUGAUACGCUGUUCCAACGAAUCCUGGGACCACAAGAUCUUCAACCUCGAUAUCAAACAUAACGUUCUGUCUCAGGGGGCAGUGAUUAACGCUUUUGUGGACGGCAAGCUCCUUGACGGAAGCGUUAAAGUCCGGGGCCCCCCUGAGCGCUUUACCGAGAAGGGCGUAGUCAUGGAUGGCGCCGAAGAAGUGGUAGAUCUGGUGGUCUUCGCAACUGGCUACAAGUCGGAUGUCCCAUUCGCGUCGGAUGCACUUCCACGCAAUGGCGAUUACUUUCCCCUGUACAAGAUGAUGAUUCCGCCAGAAAAUCCGAACAUCGUGUUCCUUGGUUUCAUAGACGCCGGUGCCAACUUGCUCCAAGCGUUCGAGAUGCAGGCACGUUACGCGGUACAGGUCUUCUGCGGAAAAGUGACCCUGCCGUCGGUAGAUGCAAUGAAGGCUGACAUCGAGGCGGUUCAGAAGGCGAUGAAGGCCUUUUACGUAGCUACUCCUCGGCACGCACUGAUGGUCGACAGGGUUGCGUACGUGGAGGAGUUGGCUCGAGCCAUUGGAGUUAAGCCUAACUACUGGAAGAUGUUCUUCUAUGAUCCGAAGCUUUACUGGAAGCUUAUGUUGAGCCCCGUGCUUAACUACCAGUACCGACUGGAAGGUCCGCACUCGUGGAAAGGAGCUAGGGACGCCAUUUUGCGUUUUGAUGAAAGAAUGCAGGCCCCCUUUGGUGACCCCGUCAAGAAAACGGAGAAUGGUACUAGCAUCGGAACUUGGGCCAUGGCACUCGCUGUUCUUGCAAGCUGCGCAUGCAUCAAGACGGAAUUCGGGAAGGAUAUAUGGGCCAAUGUGGUCGAGUAUGGUCGUCGAUUUUCGAACUUGACGGCCUUCAGUGCUUCAUUUAAGACGCCAUGGUAGGCGGCAUCAAGCAGAGUGUCCAGCAGUUUUACGACCUGCACCGAGGCUGUCGCUGAAUUUGGUCCGACGAAAGCUAUCGAAUUCUUCUUCAUUGAAUAAAUAAAAUCCUAUUAAAAUAACAUAA
Messenger RNA from Ixodes scapularis (black-legged tick), 2077 nucleotides. RefSeq names its product flavin-containing monooxygenase 5. Gene Ontology annotation, molecular function: flavin adenine dinucleotide binding; N,N-dimethylaniline monooxygenase activity; NADP binding. The transcript is spliced from 4 exons. Lineage: Eukaryota; Metazoa; Arthropoda; Arachnida; Ixodida; Ixodidae. Bases 313 to 1953 code for a protein of 546 amino acids. The record is from RefSeq and is a predicted model, not a curated record.